AUGCAAACCAAGAACAGCCCUUGCCCCGAAGACAAGGAUGUCCAAUACGUCGGGUUCCACCGCGUAGACAUCGGGAAGAGCUUGGUCCACCAGGCCAAGCUCGACGAAGACGGUCUGGUUUAUUGCGGGUAUCUCAACACUAAGGACUACUCUGAUCGCUCUCCGCCGCCACACGUCAAGAAACGGGUCGUCAUUGACCUCGUCUCUUCGGACGACGAAGACAAGUCAGAGCAAGCCCUGACUACUGCGUCCAGUUUGUCUUCGGCCAAGCAGGGCAAGAGAAAGAGCACUAGAAAAUCUAAGAAAAAGCCUGUCAACAAGCCUAAGGGAUCUCACCAGCCUCCGUCCAGUUCUCGCUCUUCAGGGUCUACCAAACGGUCCGCUCCAGCUGACCUAACGACCCCCAAGAUCAAGAAAAGACAGUGCAAGGAUGAAGAGCGAUCGCGCAACCAGAGCGCUGAACGCUCAUCAUCGCCCUCCACCACAGCGUAA
Molecule: messenger RNA, 492 nt
Organism: Fomitopsis serialis
Lineage: Eukaryota; Fungi; Basidiomycota; Agaricomycetes; Polyporales; Fomitopsidaceae
Exons: 2
Coding region: 1-492 (163 amino acids)
Source: RefSeq, a predicted model, not a curated record